Messenger RNA from Naegleria lovaniensis, 1884 nucleotides. RefSeq lists its product as uncharacterized. The record is from RefSeq and is a predicted model, not a curated record. Lineage: Eukaryota; Heterolobosea; Eutetramitea; Acrasida; Naegleriidae. The coding region runs from base 1 to 1884 and encodes 627 amino acids. The transcript has a single exon. Gene Ontology annotation, molecular function: electron-transferring-flavoprotein dehydrogenase activity; flavin adenine dinucleotide binding. Gene Ontology annotation, cellular component: cytoplasm.
AUGAAUAAUAUCAGAAUUACUGAAUCCAACCAACACGAAGCGAGCAGCAAUAAAGAACUGCAACAGGACUAUGCAUCACUGAAAGCUUUCAUUCAUGCAAAAGAUGUCUAUCAUCAACAGCUGUCCAAUGACGUAAAACGAGAUAUUCGACAUCUCAUUACAAAAUUGUAUCGUCACUUUUCCAACCUCGAUGCAUACACUUCUACACUUCAACAACUUACUCGUAAACACUUGGCUCUUCAUUUCACAUGGAACACAUUCAUCAAGGCAAUCCAACAAGAGAAUGCAAAUCUCACUGCAAAUGAAAUUGAAACUCUUGGUCGACUCUUCCUUCAACAUGGUAUCAUGGCUCCUUCCAUGAAAAAGAAACAGCAUGCAUUGUCACAACAUGAGAAGAAUUCCUCUCAAUGGGUUCAAUCGUUGAAAGAACAAGAAACUCCUCUUCGAUUUUUGCAACCCUUUCUUCCACGAAUGAUUCUAUUGGGAGGUGGAGAUUGUGGUAUUGGAUGUGCUAAAAAUCUUUCUCAAUACUUUUCACUCAUCAUGAUUGAUCGCAGUGACACUUACUAUGUGAAACCUGCCAUGGCUUUUAUUUUGGAAGACGCUCAAAAGUAUUUGAAACGAGUGUGUUUGCCCAUAAAAGAUAUUAUGGAAGAUUGUGGAAUUUUCAUCCAAGGAGAAGUACAACAAGUCACUGAACAGGGAGUUUACUUGACAAUCAUGCAAAAGGAUCAUCACUCGGAAUGGGAUCAUCUCUUUGAUGAACCACCCAACAAGAAUGAAAUUGUCUUGUCAAGUGACAACACGAUGAAAUUAGAGUCUGUGUCUGUGGAAAAUUGUCAUUAUUUAACCUAUGAUUAUUUGGUGGUUGCGACAGGAACUUGUCUUUCUAAAAACACAGCUCUUCCCAAAAUGCUUUCUCAAGAAAGUACACGCUCUCCCAACAAUCAUCCUCAAGAUGGAGAGGACAUUCAACAGCAAGGUAUGACCUGUGUUGAGAAUCAAAUCUCAUUCAUUGAUGCCUAUUCUCCAACCGAUAUUGUUCAUGCCACUCAAAUUCUAAACCAAUUGACCAAUUCUGAAAAAACAGUUCUUCUCGUAGGUGGAGGUUAUAUUGGAGUUGAAUUUGCAUGCGCCCUCUCACAGUCGUAUCCUCAUCUUCAAUUUAUUCUUGUACAGCGAUCACACAUGUUGAUGAGACCAUUCACUCGAGCUCAUGAAUUCGUAUCACGAAAAAUUGAAAGCAAAUUUCAAAAGAAUUUGAAAGUAUUAUUGAACAGUCAAGUGAUUGGACAGAGUCAACCAAAAACAUUGAUCAUUGAGACUCGUCGACAAGCACAUGACACGAGUAGUGUUCAACAACAAGAAAUUACGUGUUCUCUAUGUUUUAUGUGUUGUGGAUUUAAACCAAAUUCAGAAAUGAUGAAACCAAACUUUUCUCAUGCCUUGAAUUCCAAUGGUUACAUUCAAGUGAAUUCACAUUUUCAAGUAUUAAGGUCGAGCCAUGCGCAUUGUGCAUUGUAUUACCAAAAUAUAUUUGCAUUGGGUGAUGUCAACACUUUGGAUCAAGACAAGUUAUUGAUUCAUGGCCUCCGACAAGUAGAAGUAUUUACACAGAUUGCGAAACAAGUCUUGUUGAGGAAUUUAUUGAGAACUUCAAAGAAGAAGAAGGAGGAGGAGGUUGAUGAUGAACAACAAUUAGUAGACACCACCGAGGACCUUCCUUCCUACAUGGAAAAUACUCCUCAUAAAAUCAUUUUGAUGAGUUCCAAGUUGGGAUUUAUGAUGCGAGGGGAGAAGGUCUUGUUUUCUUCUUCUCUCUUGCCCAAAAUGAAACACUUUCUUCAGAAGAAGGUGAUUAAAGAAUACAAGAAGAAGAAGUAA